This is a messenger RNA of Epinephelus fuscoguttatus (brown-marbled grouper), 2187 nucleotides long. RefSeq names its product LYR motif containing 5a (gene lyrm5a). The record is from RefSeq and is a predicted model, not a curated record. NCBI's taxonomy places the organism in Eukaryota, Metazoa, Chordata, Actinopteri, Perciformes, Serranidae. Bases 163 to 420 code for a protein of 85 amino acids. Gene Ontology annotation, cellular component: mitochondrion. Gene Ontology annotation, biological process: respiratory electron transport chain. The transcript has 3 exons.
AUCUGUUAUUAUUUGCGACAUAACGGAACGCCAUACGACUGUGUGUAAGCUGAGCGGUUAACAGGAAGGACAAAGAAAGGGAGAGGUCUCUUCAGUGUCACGUCGCUUUUGUAAAUAUACCCAACAAAUGAACACAUUGUGACAGACCACCUCGUUUCUGACAUGGCCAACCCUUUAAAGGGUGAGGUCAUUAGGCUUUACAAAACACUGCUGUAUCUUGGCCGUGAGUACCCCCAGGGAGCAGCUUACUUCAGAGAGCGCCUCAAGUCAGCUUUCAUGAAGAAUAAAGACGUGACAGACCCUGAGAAGAUCAAAAAGCUGGUGGCCCGUGGCGACCAUGUCAUCAAGGAACUGGAGGCUCUUUAUUUUCUCAGGAAAUACAGAGCCAUGAAGAAGAGGUAUUAUGACCCAGAGCCGUAAUCACACACACACCGGCAGCUGAAUUGUCCUGCAGGCUGUGAGACAAGUACACAAAAUGUUCUAAUAUUUGUCAUAUUAUGCAACAGUGUGUUACUUUCACACCUCAGUUAAUGAGAUGCAGCUCACUUCACAUGCUGUUCACUCUGCAGAGAUGAGAAACUCCCAGCAGUUGCCCAUACAGUAUAUGAAAAACAGACUCAGCUUGCCUCACAAAGAAAAUUGAAGGAAGUGCCAGAAAAUGUCCACAAUGAAGCUGUUACAGAAUGUGCUUUGUAUUUAUGUUUUAAAAUCCCCAACACUGUACAUAGCGUAAGUUAAUAUCUCAUUCAGAACAGAUCCAAACUGUGAAAGCCAAGGUGUCAGACUGACUGAAUCAUUUUGUACAAUGUAUAUCCUAUUUCAGUGUGUAUAUAUUUAUAAAUACAUGGUCAAACUUCUUGAAGAGUGAAUGUACCUAACUAUGUAUCAGUGCACUAUUAGAUAGAUAACAAACAGAAUUUUAAAACAGUGAUGCCCUGUGUUAUAAUAAAUAUGAAAUCACAGCACUGUUCUUCAACAACUUAACUCCUCUACUGCCAUUUCUUUUAUGAGAUUACAUCAUAAAUAUAUUUGUUCUUUUGUAUCACAAACUUCUCACAAGAUUUUUUUCGCAAAAUGUUCAUUUAAAUUUUCAAGCCAGAAGGUCUGCAAAUCCCCAAUUUUCUUUAUAUUCCAAUUUUCCACUUUUUAACCUCUUCUUUGGAGGAGUGCCUUCAUAAAACCUUAGAAAAACGUGUGUAAAAUGUUUAUUUCCUGUGACAUUAUCUACUUUAAAUUUGGUUUAGGUAAGGCUGUAUCACGCUAUGGUCUCAUUGUGUUUUCCAGCUAAUAAGUUGCAGUUAUGGUCAUCUGCAGGCAGUCAGUGUGUUCAGUCGACUAUUACUCAAUGACAUGAGCACUCACAGUGAUUCUGACUGUUGGCGAAAAAACAUCAGAGUGUUACAUUUCAGAUGAGACUAGGAAUGUGCUCAUGCUCCAAGUGGUUCAACAACAGCUUUCAAUUUACUAAAGGGCGUUUUUUGGGGAAUUUUACAGGGAUGGGAUGAGUCUUAUUUAAGGCAAGUAACAAAGCAGAACAUGAAUCAGAACAUACCUGAUCAUAAUCUAACUCAGGGCUGUCAAACAGACGUCCGGUGGGCCAGAACUGGCCACCAUAGGGUCCAAUCCAGCCCACUAGAUGACUAGACUAAGAGGUGCCAGGUUUCAGGAGCAAGUUCAAUAAUGUAUUGCCUUAUUGAUGUAAAAUUCUUCUUCAGAGGGUUUUCCCACCCUGACCAGAACACAGUUCUCUGACAUAACAAUGAAUACUUACUGUGACCAUGUUUAAAGGUACUGAACAUAUUGCAAAAUAUUGUCAAUCAGCAGCUUCAAUACAAAAGAAUCUAUAUCAGGAAAUGUAUUGAUAAAUGCACAUGUAAUGACUGUAUGUAUGUAGUGUGUAAAUAGACUGACUGAAUGUGGAAAAACUGAGACACACUGUUGAAACUGCACUUAUUUUUCUUUAGAUAUCUUGGGCUGUUUGUCUGUUUUGUAAAAGCAUGAAUGUCUACAGAAUGUGCUUAUAAUUCUUAACACACAAAAAAACCCCAGAAAAUAUUGGAACUGAUGUUACUUAUAGGGUAUUGUGCGAUGGUUUUAUUGGUCUGGCCCAUCUGAGAUCAAACUGGGCUGUAUGUGGACCAUGUUACUAAUAACUAAAGUGUAAUAUUAAAAUCUGGAUAGAAGUGA